Molecule: messenger RNA, 965 nt
Organism: Macadamia integrifolia
Lineage: Eukaryota; Viridiplantae; Streptophyta; Magnoliopsida; Proteales; Proteaceae
Product: mediator of RNA polymerase II transcription subunit 15a
Exons: 5
Coding region: 194-535 (113 amino acids)
Biological process (GO): regulation of DNA-templated transcription
Molecular function (GO): chromatin DNA binding; transcription coactivator activity
Source: RefSeq, a predicted model, not a curated record
UUUUUAUUAGUCUUUGACUCGUUCGUACCCGAGAGAGUCUUCCUUGACGCUUUGUGAGAUUCUCAGGGAAAGGGGUUUUUGUUCCAGAGCUAGUUGGUUUUCGUGGAUUCUUAUAGACUUGAAGGAGAAGGAAAUCUACCCAGGAGAAAGGAGAUAAAGUUUUGAGGUAUUUUCAGUUGUUAGAAGUUCAGUAAUGAAAAAUAAGAAUCCUGCUCAAGGGGAGCCCAGCAUGGAUAUCAGCAAUUGGAGAAGUCAUAUUCUACCUAGUGCUCGGAGGAGGAUUGUGAAUAAAAUAAAGGGGACUUUAAUGAGACACCUUACAAUUUCUAGCACAGAAGGGUUACAAGAACUUGAGAAAAUUGCUGUAAGAUUUGAAGAGAAGAUUUACACUGCUUCUGCAAGCCAGCCAGAAUAUCUACGGAGGAUAUCUCUAAAGAUGCUAAUGAUGGAGACACAAGCUCAGACUCGCGGUGUGCCUGGUUCCUUACAGUCAAACCCUUCUGGAACAACCGCAGCAGCAGCGGGAACAGGGUAAGCAGAACUCAAAAGGAUUAAUAGAAGCCUUGAUCCUAAUUCAAUAAAAGUGGACUGAAGAGUGCUGUUAUCUUCUCCGAUUGUCUUGAGUUGUUUCAAUUGCUUAAGGUGGAGGAUUUCUCUGGUUGGCCAUGGAGAUGUUUUAAUGUAUUUAACUAACUGAAAAGAUUCCCGUAAAAAAAAAAAAAUUACUGAAACGAUUGGAGGAUUGUAUGUUUAUUCAUGUGUUGGGAAUGCUUCAGACAGGCGCAUGCGUUGGCUAGAAAAGUUAGGCUUCAUGAGAUUACUGAAUCUGGUGGUUUAGAUCUGUCUUCCUAAACGCAUAUGGAUAUUUGUUGUUCGAAUUUAUAGAGUUCUCUCAGAACUUUAAAACCUUUUCUAUGUUCCCAACACCUCUCGUCACAUAUAUAUGCAGAGCUUUAAUUUAUUUA